Messenger RNA from Syngnathus typhle (broad-nosed pipefish), 5364 nucleotides. It is a transcript of the gene abcg4a, whose product is annotated as ATP-binding cassette, sub-family G (WHITE), member 4a. Gene Ontology annotation, cellular component: plasma membrane. The transcript is spliced from 15 exons. Bases 509 to 2434 code for a protein of 641 amino acids. The record is from RefSeq and is a predicted model, not a curated record. NCBI's taxonomy places the organism in Eukaryota, Metazoa, Chordata, Actinopteri, Syngnathiformes, Syngnathidae. Gene Ontology annotation, molecular function: ABC-type transporter activity; ATP binding; ATP hydrolysis activity.
ACCGACCGACUGACCGACCGUCCGCACGUCGAGCUACUGUUGCAGCACUUUAGUUCCGCCCGAGAAGCCAAGUGGAGGUUUUUCAAGCAUCCUCUCAUCCUCCUCCAUCAACCUCAAACGAAAUUUGGGAUGCAGGCUCACAGUGGAUGGAUAAAAUAAAAGAUAAAGGUUAUCUCAGUGGGGUACGGCCGUAGUUUGACGCCGGACAUGAUUUUAAUCUCGGGAGUUGCCUGUGCAGAGGAUGCGGGAUGAUGAUGACACCAUGAGCGUCUGCCGCACCCCGGGAGAUCUUUUGACGAGAAACAGCCGUGCUAUUUUUGCAAACCAACUGGAUUGUUUUUGCCCCGGACUCUCCAUCAACGCGCCGUCUGGGAGUAUUUGUUGGCGCUUCUGAUGUGCUGGGAUUGUGUUGUUUUUUCCCCGAAGGGAUCUCCUGUGGACUGUUGCUAUCCCACCCAGGGAGCGAAAACAGGCGUCUCACUUGCUCGUUUCAACACACAACACUAACAUGGCUGAAAAGACGGACCAGGUUUCCGUCAGUAUCCCCAUGGAGGAGACCAAACUCCACAGCGGGGCACCCCCGGAGGCGCCCCUUCUCACGCACCUGAAGAAAGUGGAGAAUCACAUCACUGAGGCCCAGCGAUUCUCCCACCUCCCACGUCGCUCUGCUGUGGACUUGGAAUUUAAUGAGUUGUCGUACACCAUCCGUGAGGGUCCCUGGUGGAGGAGGAGAGGUUACAAGGCCCUCCUCAAGUGUCUGUCUGGAAGGUUUAACAGCAGAGAGCUGAUUGGUAUCAUGGGACCCUCCGGAGCUGGGAAGUCCACCCUCAUGAAUAUCCUGGCAGGUUACAGGGAGACAGGCAUGAAGGGCCAAAUCCUGGUGAAUGGCCGCCCGAGGGACUUGCGGACCUUCCGGAAGAUGUCCUGCUACAUCAUGCAGGAUGAUAUGCUACUGCCGCACCUUACGACCAGGGAGGCCAUGAUGGUCUCUGCCAAUUUGAAACUCAAUGAGAGCAUGCAGGUCAAAAAGGAACUGGUCCAUGAGAUUCUGACAGCUCUGGGCCUUCUGGACUGCGCUCAAACGCGAACCAACUCUCUUUCGGGCGGUCAAUGCAAAAGACUGGCCAUUGCCCUCGAGCUAGUCAACAACCCUCCAGUCAUGUUCUUUGAUGAGCCCACCAGUGGACUGGACAGCGCGUCAUGCUUCCAGGUGGUUUCCCUCAUGAAGUCUCUGGCUCAGGGAGGGCGAACAAUCAUCUGUACCAUUCAUCAGCCCAGUGCAAAGCUCUUUGAGAUGUUUGAUAAGUUGUACAUUCUCAGUCAAGGUCAAUGCAUCUACAAGGGUACAGUCCCUUACCUCAUCCCAUAUCUGAAGAACCUGGGCCUACACUGUCCAACAUAUCACAAUCCUGCAGAUUUUAUCAUCGAGGUGGCAUCAGGAGAGUACGGAGACUUGAACCCGGUGCUGUUUGAAGCGGUUCAGGGUGGACUGUGCUCCGAGGAGGGCAAGAAGAACUCAAUAGACCAGAGUGACUCAUCCUGUCCCUCUCAGUGCUACAGUGACACGGGGACCCUUGAGAAACGUAGCUUUGCCACCAGUACUUUCACGCAGUUCUGCAUCCUCUUCAAAAGAACCUUCAUUACAAUAUGCCGGGACACGGUGCUGACCCACCUCAGAGUGAUGUCCCAUCUGUGUAUCGGCGUGCUGAUCGGUCUACUUUAUCUCAAUAUUGGAAACGACGCCAGUAAAGUCUUCAACAACACGGGUUUCCUCUUCUUCUCGAUGCUCUUUCUCAUGUUUGCUGCCCUCAUGCCCACCGUUCUAACCUUUCCUCUGGAAAUGCCUGUUUUUAUAAGGGAACACCUCAACUACUGGUAUAGCCUGAAGGCUUACUAUUUGGCAAAAACAAUGGCGGAUGUACCAUUCCAGGUGAUUUGUCCAAUCAUGUACUGCAGUAUUGUGUACUGGAUGACUGAGCAGCCAGCGGAGGCUGGUCGCUACCUGCUCUUCGUGGCCUUGUCCACAUCCACAGCCCUGGUAGCCCAGUCGCUGGGACUACUUAUUGGCGCUGCAUCCACAUCUCUGCAGGUAGCAACAUUUGUCGGUCCAGUCACAGCCAUACCUGUGCUACUGUUUUCUGGCUUCUUUGUAAAUUUUGACACCAUUCCCAAGUACCUGCAGUGGAGCUCCUAUGUAUCUUAUGUCAGAUAUGGCUUUGAGGGAGUGAUACUCUCCAUCUAUGGGAUGAACCGCUCUGAGCUUGAAUGUCCGGGUCUUGUGUGUAAAUUUCAAAAGCCAGAGGAGGUCCUGCAGCUGCUGGAUGUGGAGGAUGCAAAGCUCUAUGUAGACUUCAUGGUGUUGGGGGUUUUCUUCGUCGUUCUCAGACUGGCCACUUACUUUGUCCUGCGGUACAAAGUCAAGUCUGAGCGUUGAGGGGAUCGGCUCGUUGAUAUCAGUUACCCAUAAAACUGCUUGUUGUACAUGGAUGUUUCCUCACGCCGUCCCCUCAUUCGUUGUCCUCCAACUUGGAUUCCUUCUAUGAUUGUCAUCACAGGACUGACUGCUCAUCUUCACUAUACAUAUGAACCAUGGCAAAAGAAACAGAAAGCAUGUUUAAUUCAACUAAGAAUCUGGAAUGUGUACUUGUUUCCAAGGAGAGUGGCGCAUCAAUUACUUUUUGUCUCUCAAUGCCUAGAUAGAAAUCCUAGAUUCACAGGAAAUCCAAUGAUUGGUGUUUAAUUGAAACACCCGUAUUUCAAGAAAAAUACAUUCCUGUUGUGAGCAGGGAAAGUGGAAACUUCAAGUGCCAGGACUUUUUGUCAGCUCCCACUUUCCCUGAGUUCAGUGUGUCCUUUUUAGGGAUGCAAACGUAACAUACCAACUGCCACAGAUUGACUUUCCUACCCCACGACGGAUCAUUUUCACAGGCCUAAUGGCGCACACCAUGAAGACUGAGGUUGAAGGAUUUGUAAAGAUGUCAUCAGUGAGUCUUACUCAUUUGCUGCCAGGAUAAGACCUCUUUAUUUGUAUCAGGGAGGCAUCCAGGAAGCACGCAGACAACCUUGGACAAAACAGACAUGAUUGCUGCUUCCAUCCUGAUACAGAGGGCUAUCAGAACUCAACUGGCUGCACUUAAGAAAAGUGCUGUAGGGUUGGUGGGGGGGUGAAUAACAAAAAAAAAAAAAAGACGCCCGUCUAAUCGCUGUUACUCUUCUGUCUGAAGCAAUCCGUCCAAGUACUUGUAUGAUUCUUUGGCCUCCCCCUCCUUCCAUGAUGGAAUUAUCUUUUCUUGUCUCCAUCAUUCAGAAUUGCUGAUGUCUGACUGAUGUGCAUUUUCCAAAACAAUGCUCGUUACUUGAAAUGCUGGCUGGGCUGAUUGUGUGCCUCUGAACUAGAAUGAUACAAGCUUUGUCUGCUUCAAUGCUGGAUGUUUGCGCAUACAACUUAUAUCACUGUACAUGUUUGUCUCUCUGUCUGUUUGUCUGUUUGUCAGCCACACAUGGACGCACGCACACACAUACAUACACACAAACAUGCAUCUUUGUUUCAGGGCAAUGCAACUAUUUUCCUGUAGACUUGCGAUGAAAUAUUUCUUAUUCAAUCUAUGCUACUUAGUAAUCCUAAAUAUAAUGUAUAAAAUAAUGUAGGCAUAUAAUCAACAAUUGUACAGUGAAUAUGUUAUGCUGUGAAAAAAAUACAAGUACAAUGCACUUUUCAGUAUAUGUUUUAAAAUCUUAUUUAUUUGUAUUAUAUUUUAUUUUUUAUAGCUUAAAGUUUAACGAGUGCUGUUUGGAGAGUACAACAGAAUGUUUCCUGCACACUGAAGGACCUGAAAUUUCAUGAUAAAAUUAUGACCCCCCCAUCUAUAAGUGUAUGCAUCUUGGGGAAAGCAUAACCUAAGAAAUAAGAUAAACCCAAGAUGAGUUGCUGCUGUGAAUGAGAAAUGAAGGAGUGAAAAGAUAACCAUGUGAGACACAAUCAAUGAAAGGAGGCAAUGAUAUACAAUUACAGUAUUAUUAUGAUAAAAUCAUAGUUGUAAAACAAUAAUACAUGUUAUUUUCAGGUGAAAUGUAUGAAGGGAGAAGAUAGUUUUGACUGUUGAAUUUGACUAUAGCAAGUGAAGUGCAUUGUUUUGUACAUGGUGGUUCAUUUAGAAGGUAUGAUAAAAAUUGUAACUCCCUUUCUGGAAAGUUGGUCAAAUAUACAGUAGCGGGGGCCUGGUUGUGUUAGUAAUAGCAAUAGUAAACAUUGUAACAUUUGAUAAUCCAACAUCCCAUCUAACUAUCGUCUCUUGUAUGUUUUAUAACAUAAACUUUAUUUAAGAGCUUUAAUUUAUUGCCAAUGGCAUUGUGUGCAAUAACUACUCUAAAUGACACAUCUCAUUAAGGAAAAUGUAUAUUUAUUUUUGUGGUGACUGCUCAGUAAAAGGCAUUUUAAUGUGAAUGUUAAUGGAUGCUUUACAAUGGUAAUAGCAGAAAUGAUACAAUUCAAAUAUAAUGCCGAUGCUACUUUAAAUAAUGUUAAUGCCACAGGGAAGGUAUUGCUUUUGUGCCAGAUCAUGUCAAGAUAAUUGCCUCUUAAGUACAGGAAAUUGUGGCAGGAAAGGAAUAUUGCAGUCAAUUUAUUGCCAACACAACAGAUAGUGUUUUCAGCAUCCUCAAAUUACAUCAAAAAGCAUAGCUGGUUGCUGACUCUGCAAGAUAUUGAAAAAAAAAAAAAAAAAAAACACUGUCUGCUGGGUAGAGAAAAAAGUUGAUUAACACAGGAACAAAGCACUGGUGUUGAAGUCAUUAACCCGAAUGGGAAUGUUUGUCUCUGUGGUUGAAGACAAACAAAAAUGAAAAAAAUAAUGUUUCUUUUACUAUUUCAAAUUAUGUAUUUAUCAGGAUAUAUUUUUUAAAAAGGUUAUGGUGCCUCAUUUGUUUACUAACCACAGAAAAUGCCCCGAAAUAUGGAUACAUCGACACAUUUCUACAAUCUUUGAAAAUCCAAACAAUUCCUACAAUAACUGACUCGACAAACAAAAUUUUAAAAUUGUCCUAAGUAAGUACUUGGUUCGAUCCACCAAUUGAGUCACAUCAUGUAUCAUAUCAGCAGUAUUCAGGGACGAUGCAAUUUGAAGAAAUGCAGCAUAUAGAUGCAUGUUCAAGUCAGUCUUGACACAUUUUUUUUUAUCAUGCUAGAAUUGAAGUUACCAAACUCCUUGUCAAAGGUGAUUUAUUUGUCUACGGUUAUCAUUAUGUACAAAUUUGUGUGGACCGAUUUUUGUCUGAUAUUAUUUGUGUAUCAUUACUUGUUAGAUUAUUUUCAUUCAAAAACAUUGUUGGUCUGUAUCCUAAAAUCUGUUCUAAUGCUUAUAAUAA